Molecule: messenger RNA, 1512 nt
Organism: Hypoxylon fragiforme
Lineage: Eukaryota; Fungi; Ascomycota; Sordariomycetes; Xylariales; Hypoxylaceae
Product: dephospho-CoA kinase
Exons: 1
Coding region: 238-1062 (274 amino acids)
Biological process (GO): coenzyme A biosynthetic process
Molecular function (GO): ATP binding; dephospho-CoA kinase activity
Source: RefSeq, a predicted model, not a curated record
GCCCAUCGAUAACACGGAAUGCGGCUAAUCCUGCGUCACCCCUGCCAAACUGUAUUAAGACAACAUCGAACGACUCCAAUCGACUCCAAUCGACUCCAAUCGUGACUUCUUGUUUGAAGAACCUUGAAGUGACAUCCACUAUUAUGUACAUAGUGUACAUAUAUCUUACUUUUUAACUUUCUGACCUAUUAAAACCUAUCAAGAACUCUCUCGUAUACAUAUACUCAAUCAUCAACCAUGCUGCUUAUAGGCUUGACAGGUUCCAUAGCCACAGGAAAGUCUACCGUCUCUUCCCUGCUUGCCGCACCCCCCCACUCUCUACCAAUUAUCGAUGCCGAUAUCCUUGCUCGCAAAGUCGUCGAGCCAGGAACCAGUGGUUACAAUGCCAUCUUGAAGUACUUCGGCCCUACCACGCCAAACUUGCUUGUGCCAGCCAGUGACUCAAUGCCAGUCGAUGGCCCAGACGGUAAAGGCCGACCACUGAACAGACCAGCCUUAGGCAAACGUGUGUUCGGCAACAACGAAGAACGCAAGAAAGACCGAAAUGUCCUCAAUGGCAUUGUGCACCCUCGCGUGAGAAAGGGGGUCUACAAGACGAUCAUGCAGAACUAUCUAAAGGGACAUUGGGCCGUCGUCCUGGAUGUCCCACUACUCUUCGAAAGUGGUUGGGAUAGGCUCUCCGGCGUGGUGAUGGUCGUAGCUGUCAAAGACCCCGAAGUGCAAAUGCAAAGACUUAUGAAGCGCGAUUCUCACUUGAGCCGAGAGGAUGCGCAGAAUCGCGUCCUGAGCCAGACGGACGUGAGGUUGAAGGCGAAGAGAUGUGAGGCAAGGGGCAAGGGGAAGGGAGUGGUCGUGUGGAACGAUGGUUCCAAGGAAGAGCUGGAAGCCAAAAUCGAGGCUGCGCUCGCAGAUAUUAGGAAAGGUAGCCCUCCGUGGUGGAACUGGGUAUGUCUUCUAUUUCCCCCGGUAGGCGUUGCGGCGGGAGCUUGGGUAUACUGGCAGAAUAUCAACAUCAACAAAAGAUGGAACGAGAUGGAAAGAGAUGAAAAGUCAAAGCUGUAGUUGAAAAUACAAGGUAUUUUCCAAAUGAAAUAGUAGUUAGUACUUAAUAACAUGAGAAUAGGCAUGAGGGACUACUACUACAUACAUAGGCACCAGACUACUAGGGACUACUAGGUAUACUCGAGCUGUUACUACUAGGUACAUAGUACACAGUAAAUUCUGUAUAACUCACCCUCGUGGUUGCCGUGGAUAUGUAUUAUAUUGCGCAUAUUGAGCAUAUUGAGCAUAUUGCACAUUUUGCACUGUAGCAAUAGGGAAGGAGUCACAGGCUAUGGGUCACUGGGAGUCUGUUUUGGUCACAUUCGAACCUUAGAUGCCUUAGGUUCCUAUGGUUCCUCAGGCUCCUUGUAUUCCUUUUCAUUUUCUUCUAUUUUAAUUCUAAUUUGCAAUGUACCUUACUUACUCUUUUCAAUCCCAAUACCUAACAUCAACAAGGCUCUCCUACUAAGU